Molecule: messenger RNA, 960 nt
Organism: Zingiber officinale
Lineage: Eukaryota; Viridiplantae; Streptophyta; Magnoliopsida; Zingiberales; Zingiberaceae
Product: protein LURP-one-related 8-like
Exons: 2
Coding region: 265-891 (208 amino acids)
Source: RefSeq, a predicted model, not a curated record
AAUACAAAAUGUACUUUUUUAUGGGGCACAAAAUAAGAGGGUACUUUUUUGAAUUUUUCCCAAGUUAUGGGAUAUCAUCUCGUAGUAAUUCCUUCAAUGUUUUGAGGGCAUUUUCGACUUCCAAAGCUAUAAAUAUGCGUCCCCCUAUUCGCGUCUUCUCGCCGGUCAUCAAGCAGCCAAUUGACCUCCGCCGCCGCCGCCGCCGCCGCCUUCCACUCCCUCCUCCUUCUGCUGCCUCUCCGGAAGCGCACCCGGACUUCGUCGAUGGCGAAAGUCCACCCGAGCGCCACCGCUUCGUCGAGGCCUUCCUUGCCCGCCCUCCCUGCAUCCUCCGCCGAGGCGGCGUCGCUGACGGUGUGGCGGAAGUCGCUCGUCUUCCACGGGGACGGCUUCACGGUCUUCGACGCCAAGGGAAAUCUCGCAUUCCGAGUCGAAAAUUACCCCUCAGCUAGCAGGGCGGAGAUCGUCCUCAUGGACGCCGACGGCAAGCCGCUCCUAACGAUCCGAAGGAAGAAGCUGAGCCUGGGAGACCACUGGCUGAUCUACGACGGCGAGGCGGCGACCAACCCGCAGUUCGCCGUCAAGAAGCACGUCAACCUCAUCGGGUCGAGGUCGCUGGUCCACGUCACAGCGUGUUGCCCCGGCGCCGCCAAGUCCUGCCUCAGCUACGAGGUGGAAGGAUCCUACUCGCGGCGGUGCUGCACCGUCUACGAUCAUCGGCGACGGCAGCUGGCGCAGAUCAUGCGGAAGGAGGCGUCCCCGGGCGUUGCCCUCGGCGCCGACGUCUUCCGUCUCAUUGUGGAACCGGGACUCGACGCGGCCUUCGCCAUGGCCGUUGUCAUACUCCUCGACCAAAUGUUCGAGUCUCGUGGAUCGAUCCUUAGAGUUUGAGCUUCUCAUUGUUCUUCCUCGAGCUUCCAUUUUUAAGCUUAAUCUUUGACGGCGAGGUGGAUCUCUCAU